Aedes aegypti (yellow fever mosquito) is the source of this 3052-nucleotide messenger RNA. RefSeq names its product protein hedgehog (gene hh). The transcript is spliced from 3 exons. Gene Ontology annotation, molecular function: calcium ion binding; patched binding. Gene Ontology annotation, biological process: cell fate specification; cell-cell signaling; regulation of gene expression. The record is from RefSeq and is a predicted model, not a curated record. Lineage: Eukaryota; Metazoa; Arthropoda; Insecta; Diptera; Culicidae. The coding region runs from base 687 to 1952 and encodes 421 amino acids.
UUGGCUUAAACGUGUGAAAGAGAGGCUGAAGAGGCUUCCACCCCUGUUGAAAAGAACCACACCACAAAACGGAGCCAAGAGGUGAGAGCCAACAUGGUGCUGGCUACGAAAAUUUUCAGCCGUGCAUCUACUUAGUUCUAAUUUAGUGCUAGUCGAAUUACCAUCUCCUCCCUAUUUUUCCUUCGGCCGGCGGUGACAAGUUGACGAGAGUGAGUGUUUCAAAAAGAGUAAUUACCAAAUUGGUUUAAGCUGCGCGCGACUUUACAUGAGCUGGGAUUCAAAUAUUGAAUGGAAUAAACGCAAAACUGGAUGUAUUUAUGAAGUUUUCCGUGAAUGAAAAUCUAUGAUGUUCAGUGGCAAUUAUGUGUUUAACAUUAUAAAAAAUUUAAUGGAAACGGAUGCAGUGACAAUUGUGCAAUGUUUCUGAACGCACGUUAGAGAUGGUAGCGUCAGUUAUUGAGACCAGUCAGAUUAAAUUGAUUAUUUUUCAAGUGGAAGCCUGAUAAGUAAGCUCCUGGUUAUGCAGUUCUAAGAAAAAGCGACAGUGAUAAGUGUUUGUAUGGAAUAGUGUGUUCAUUUAUGUAUAAUAUGGAGUGAUUAGUUGAGAGUUUAGCUCGAGUCAGUCAAAAAUAUAGAAAAGUGAAAUCGGUUACCAAUCUCAUCACCCACGUGUUAUCCAUACAAAAAUGUUCAACAUGGUUUGGGAUAAUUUCAGCUGUGGUCGGAAAAACUGUUUCAACAAUCGAAGGAAGUACUUCACAAUGUUGUUGAUUUUCCUGCUCUACAUGGUGUCCCAGGUGCAGUCCUGUGGUCCUGGCAGGGGCAUUGGAGGUCCCCGAAGAACCCGAAAACUGCUUCCGCUAGUGUUCAAACAGCAUGUACCGAACGUUAGUGAAAAUUCGUUAGGCGCCUCUGGAAUGCAAGAGGGUCCAAUCUCUAGAAACGAUAGCAAAUUCCGCAAUUUGGAGACCAAUUACAAUAAGGAUAUAAUAUUUAAAGAUGAAGAAGGUACUGGAGCCGAUCGCGUCAUGACGCAGAGAUGUAAAGAAAAACUGAAUAUCCUGGCCGUAUCGGUGAUGAAUCAAUGGCCUGGACUUCGGUUAAUGGUUACUGAAGGCUGGGAUGAGGACCAUAUGCAUGCACGCGAAUCGCUACACUACGAGGGUCGAGCGGUGGACAUUAUGACAUCGGACAAGGAUCGAUCCAAGAUCGGAAUGUUGGCGAGAUUGGCCGUCGAGGCUGGGUUCGAUUGGGUUUACUACGAAAGCCGCAGCCACAUACACUGUUCUGUUAAGUCAGAUUCAUCUCAAUCGAACCAUGCAAGCGGAUGCUUCACAGGCGACAGCACAGUGCAGACAUCAACCGGUGAAACGCGGAAGCUCAGUGAACUGCAAAUCGGCGAGCAAGUACUUAGCGUGGACAGCUCAGGCAACACGGUGUACAGUGAAGUGAUCAUGUUCAUGGAUCGCGAUACCCACCAAAGUCGAGAAUUUGUCCAUAUUGAAGCCGACGGUGGUGCUCAUCUGACAGUUACUCCAGCCCACCUGGUUAUGGUGUGGCAGAAAAAUGAAGGCAAAUCUCUCUAUUUGUUUGCCGAUCGUAUACAGGAAGGUGACUACAUUUUAGUCAACAUCAACAGUACAAUAGAGCCCCGAAAGGUGCUGAGGAUAUCUGCGAAGCUAUCGCAGGGAGUGUACGCUCCAUUAACCAGAGAAGGUACAAUUGUGGUGGAUUCGAUAGCCGCUUCAUGCUAUGCUCUCAUUGACAGCCAAUCAGUGGCUCAUCUUAGUUUUCUGCCCUACAGAGCAGUGCAAAAAAUUAUGAAUCUAUUUAGGAGUAGUAGUCAAAGUCGAAACUUAAGCCUUCCUCGACAUGGAGGUAUCAACUGGUACGCCAAAACACUGUACGCGAUCAAAGACUUUGUCAUACCGAACGAUUGGCUCUACCACUAGCGAUGCAAAGAAACUCUUCCUCAUCGAUAAGUCUGCCAAUCAUAUGUAAAUAGUGUAAAAUUACUAAGAUAAAAUCGAAAAUUACUCCCAUUGUUUCCCGUUAAUAUGAAACAAAAUGCAAAAGCGAGAGGGUAUGUGAGAUCUACUUAAAUUAUACUCGAAUGAAAGCGAUAAUAAUGAAUGUGAAAGCCCAUCUGAAAAAUUUGAAAAAAUGCAAAUAUGUAAUGAAUAGAUUGGAUAGAGUUAUUUUACUUGCUUAGCAAACUUCGGAAUGUUUGAGAAACGCUCCUUGAUAUUGUAACACAAAAUCUUGACGUGAAACAAAGCGGUUCAUUCUAACUUGUAAUCUAAAACGAUUUUAUUUCGGAUAAGUAGGAUCAAUAUCAAAUAAUUUAUAUUUAAUUAUGUUUGUAAAAAUAUUACAUUUUAACGAAUUGUAAUUUCAAACCCAAAAAAUUAAUUGUUAAUAUAAUUUUUAACAAAUUCGGCCAGUGACUACUAAUCAGCUUUUCAUUGCAUGUGCAAAACGAUUUGUAGAGAACAAAAAACAUCAGUCAAAGCGAUUAAGCGAAACGAUUCGAUGUAAUAUUUAUCAAAUAGCAUUACAAGAAAAGUGAUAUCUAAUUAUAAAUCAUAGUCUUACUUUAAUGACAAAUAAUUUAUGAAUAUUUUGUAACUCAAGGAACUCGUGUACAUAUAGACAUAUAAAUCAAAGCUCAAAAGCCGUCAAAAUUUUACACGCACUGAUACCCAUGCAUUCCAACUCAACGUGUAACGUUUCAAUGGAUUGGAAAAGCUUCAAACUACUUUACCGACUAUCAAACUAAAAGCUUCGUAUAACUGUUUGCAUUUUGAAGCGUUUUUCUCAGAAACGCUUCCCUUCGGUGGUAAAGAAGUAUAACGGCUGAAAUCAAACGCAACACAUCUGUUUGCAAUCGAACCCCUAUGAAAAACAUGUUACGAUUCAACUGCAGGAAACAAGCUGUCUCUCUUCGUUGCAUUGCAUGUUAUUUUUGUAAAUAUAGCCAAAUUGAAAAGAACGAGCGGUCAAAAUGUAAAAAAGAUCAAAUAAACAAUGUUGUUAUUCAAAACAAUUCAAA